GCCCAAGUGAAGAUUUUAUAACGGAAGGCGGCUUGGAAGGUGUUGUUUGUGGUCAAGAAACGAUUAUGUCAACUAUUAGAAGUGUUAAGGGACUUGUUGCCUUGGUCACUGGAGGAGCUUCAGGAUUAGGUCAGGCAACUGUCCAGAGAUUGGUCAACCAUGGAGCUCGGGUCGUUAUUUGUGAUCUUCCUACUUCCAAAGGUCAGGAAAUAGCCAAGACCUUGGGUGAUAGCUGUGCAUUUGCUCCAACUGACGUUACUUCUGAAGAGGAUGUUGGAAAGGCUUUGGACUUGGUCAAAGACAAAUUUAGUAAAUUAGAUGUUGCUGUCAACUGUGCUGGAAUUGGAGUUGCUUUCAAAAUAUACAAUUUCAAGAAAGAUAUGCCUCAUUCUCUUGAAGAUUUUAAGAAAGUGUUAUUGGUCAAUAGUAUUGGUACAUUCAACGUAAAUCGUCUAGCAGCUGGAUUGAUUGGAAAGAAUGAACCAGAUUCUGAUGGUCAGCGUGGAGUUCUGGUCAAUACUGCCAGUAUAGCAGCAUUUGAGGGUCAGAUGGGGCAAGUGGCUUAUUCGGCAAGCAAAGGGGCCAUAGUAGGCAUGACUCUUCCAAUUGCUCGUGAUCUUGCUUCCCAAGGGAUACGAUGCUGUACUAUUGCACCAGGUUUAUUUGAUACGCCACUACUUGCUGGUCUACCUGAGAAGAUUCGAACAUUCUUAGCAAAAACAGUGCCUUUUCCAGGUCGUCUUGGUAAUACAGAAGAAUUUGCUCAUCUUGUUCAGUUCAUUGUGGAAAAUCCAGUGAUGAAUGGAGAGGUAAUAAGAUUAGAUGGAGCUCUUAGAAUGCAGCCAUGAAAUUAAGUCGUUACGAAAAGUACAACUUAUAUUUUUCUAGUAAAGUAUGUUAAACACCAGUUAUUUCAGCACUAUUUUUAAAAUUGUUUCUUCUGAGUCUUAAAAACAAACAAAAAGUUUAAGAUGGUCCAAAUAAUUUCAAGUAUACAUAUAUAUAUGGGAACAAAAAAUACCAUACAGUAGACUAGUGUUCCCAGAGAUUAUCAUUCCUCAGGAAAACAUGAAGAAAUCUUUGUUGCAAGUACAAGUUAAUUCAAGUUUUAAAUUCAGAAAUGUAAUAAAAAUAUAUUGUCUGAAA
Messenger RNA from Limulus polyphemus (Atlantic horseshoe crab), 1146 nucleotides. It is a transcript of the gene scu, whose product is annotated as 3-hydroxyacyl-CoA dehydrogenase type-2-like. Gene Ontology annotation, molecular function: estradiol 17-beta-dehydrogenase [NAD(P)+] activity. NCBI's taxonomy places the organism in Eukaryota, Metazoa, Arthropoda, Merostomata, Xiphosura, Limulidae. Gene Ontology annotation, cellular component: mitochondrion. Gene Ontology annotation, biological process: fatty acid metabolic process; androgen metabolic process; estrogen metabolic process. The transcript has 6 exons. The record is from RefSeq and is a predicted model, not a curated record. Bases 66 to 848 code for a protein of 260 amino acids.